Brachypodium distachyon (stiff brome) is the source of this 1397-nucleotide messenger RNA. RefSeq lists its product as uncharacterized. The transcript is spliced from 2 exons. Bases 437 to 1126 code for a protein of 229 amino acids. The record is from RefSeq and is a predicted model, not a curated record. Lineage: Eukaryota; Viridiplantae; Streptophyta; Magnoliopsida; Poales; Poaceae.
AAGGCAAAGAGCUGGCUGAGGUCUCUUUGCGGCAACCUCGUAGAUCAAUCGAGGAGAUAAACCUAGCUUCAUCUGGCGGCCCAGAGGUGGGCGAUCUUUCACUAGAUAUAUUUGAUUAUCUUUCUUUUUUGUGAAUCUUCUUCUUUUGUUCUUUUGCUUUAUAAAGAACUGCUCUAGUUGAGCCUUUUUUGGAAAGAAAUCCAAGAUCUUUAUUUCCACCCCUGAAGGAGUUUUUUAGGAUAAAUGCUGAGGUAACUUGAGUCUUUUUUCGUGCAGAGGGAAAAAAGGACAAUCAAGUCACUCUGUUCCAGCUGCAGAGGCAGCCUCUCGCAACGAUGCUCCAGCCAACCCUAGCGAAAAGGGUCAGGCUGAGACUACUCUGUCCCCGGAGCAGUUGCAAGAAGUUGAGGCUCGGCUCGCUAAGCUGAAGCGUGACAUGCUGGGUGACGCUCAAAGUAGCAAGUCUAGCCUGAAAGCUACAACCAACCGGGAGGAGUUUGUCUUUGGAGAGUUUCGUAACCUGAGCGAUCAAAUCCAAGCUGUUCGCUUUGACCCUGAUGAUGAAAAGGCCAGAGUGAAUGCUGCAAUUCAAGCUCACCAAGCUCAUGACCCAUCACCCUUUUGGCUGGAUCAGUCAAGGAGCUACGACUUGAUGCUGUUGAUCGAGCGGAUCAAACAGGUCAAAAGGUACUUCACCUCCUGUCAUGACAUGCUAGCUUCGACUCAUCGGGCCUUAUGGCCACGGGAGAAGGUGCCUCCCAAACUGGGCAGCCUGAUGGUGAAGUUUCAUGGCAAGGAGAAGAUGAAGGAAUUGGUUCGACUCCAACUUGUGAGGGGUGCCCAGAUUGCCCUCGCAUUUGUGCGAGUCAACGGCCCGGAGUUGGAUUUUUGGCGAGUUGCUACACUGCCAGCUACUCUCACCCAGGGUAUAAAGUCGUUCCUGGAGGCUGGGCAGGCAGCGGCGCUGCAGAUGAUCCACAGUGGGAAGCAGCCGAGGAGGAUACCAUACCUCUUAGUAGAUAGUCAUGUAGUUCUUCUUUUUUGUAAAGAAUAUUCUACCGGGUGCACGGUCAGCGCUCCCGGGGGAGCGCCCCCCGAGUCUGGUGACGACUGUUUGCAGUGGUGACCGGACUCAAGUUAUGUACUCGAAGAUUGUAUCUUGACUGAGGGCCGUUUUUCCAAAAAGAGCUUUUUGUAUAAUUAUAAUUGAGUCUAAAUGUGAAUUUGAACUUGGAGACUCCCGGUGGGAGUGACGCUGAGAUCCUUUAUCCUCCCUUGAAUCUGAAAAGUGCAGGAACACGAGUAACAUUUUCCGGGUGCGCGACCAGUGCUCCCGUUGGGAGUAGCCCCUGGGUCUGGGGUCGACUACUAGUAGUCGGGUGCGGACCCAAGUGAGC